CUCACAAUCACAAUAUUUAUAAAAUUUUAAACUUUUCAUCAGAUCGCUGACGACUUUGUUUUCAAUUCGCACAACUAAAUAUUACAUGUUAAAAUUAGCAUAUAGUUACACGAGAUGUGCGACUUAUUACAUUCCAUCGAAUUAGUCAAUGUUUCAGAUAAUGAUAAAUUUUUACAUUCACUAAUUUUGCUCAAGGGUGUUAUAAUCAAUCGCUGUGAAACAGGUCAGCUGAAAGUACGAGUCGAUAAUGUUGAUUGGCCAGCCUCCAGCAGUGUCCGAUUUAUUAAUGAUAAAAAAGGUCAAUUUAGGUUGUUGAUAAAUCUGAAAGAAGGAAAAAAUCACGUAACACUAGUUUAUUGCGAACAUGAAGUAGCAGUAAACAUAUGCUUUGAGAGAUCUGCGUGCCCCUAUACAAUUAUACCUCUAUAUAUCAUAUGCCAAGGUCACGAUGGUUCUUACCAGUCAGAUACAGUAAAUAAUGACAUUCAGAAUGCAUGCCGUAAGAUUAAUCUAGGUAUCAAGUUAGUGCAAUCUCUUUAUGCAGAAAAGUUAUUCGAGAGAGGAUUUGGGAGAAAAACGUUCACCGUUGGCAGCGAUUGCAUUCCUUUUUAUAGUUCACUAGCAGUGGAUGAAUCAAGACUGAUGACCGAUCAAGAAUUAUGGAACUAUUUCUCCAAAGAAAUUAUUGAAUCAGAGCUGUUAAAGUCAGAAAAACAAAAAUUUAUUGCAUUUAUAAGCAGUACAUUUUACGAGGGUAUAUCGAAUAACGACUUUUCCUACGAAAAUAUAAAACGCCACACAACAGGACAUGCUGCACUUGGCGGUGGUGGUUUAGCAUUAUUUGGUACUGGCUGUCUUUACACGUGGCCUAGCAGUUUGCCAGAAAUUGUUCCGGCAUUUUUGAAUAAAAAAAAAAUUAACCGAGCUUCUUUAAUGGACGACAGCAAUCAUCGGCAUACGUACGGUGGAUGUUACGCUACUACCAUAGGAUCAGUGUGCCACGAACUGGGUCACAUAUUUGACCUUGGCCAUACAAAGGAUGGUAUCAUGGGUAGUGAAUUCGAUCAUGUCAAUAGAGUCUUCACUCUGGUCACGAAUACAGAGGCCUUACCAGAUCGGAUUGUUGGCCAAACUAAUAUUAAGGAAUCAAUGAAUCGUAAACUGACAGCCAUUAAGCGCCCAGGAGAAUUUCUGCGGAAAUACCAACAGCAGAAAGAAAGUGAUGUGACGUAUUUUGCGGAUAAUUGUGCUAUUAUAUUGCAACAUCACAAAUGGUUCAGCUUCAAUCCCUGCAUAAAUAUUUGCGAUACUAAAUUAAGUUUCAACUUCAUUACACGAUUCGUAACUAGUAUAAACUCUUUCUUAAAAUUGAUAGAGUUACGCGAAAGAAAAUAUGGAAUGCUUAAAAUAUACUGGUCAUUUAUGGAUAGCCCAACUAAUAGUUUUCAAAUUAUGACGGAUAUUGAUCUCUCCGAGUUGACUUUAUUUGUGAUCGAUCACGUUGGUAAUAUUUUAAAGCAAGACUUAUAGGUUCUAGUCUAUUGUUUUCGUAAUAAUUUUUUAUUAAUUAUCCAAGAAAUGUACAAACACGCGUAUUUCGACUAUUACGUAUUCAGUAUUCAACAUCUAAAACUCUUUUCAGUAAAUAUGACAACUGAAGAAGUAUGCGAAAUUCGUGCACAAGUAGGUAGUUAUUGAAAUACGACUGUAUGUAAAAAAAUUCGUGAUAUUUGUUGUAGUAGAAAUAAAUAGCACACUUAUUUUUCAUAUUUUUAGGAAUUCUGCAAAUACGCUCAAAAAUAAAUUUGAAUUAUUGUUGAUUGCAAGGAAAAUUGGUCGGUGUUAAAUCAGACCGGACCAAGCCGCAAAAUUUAAAAAAAUAAGUUAAUGACAGCAAACGAUUGAGAAUUUCCUAAACUACAUUUUACUCUAAUCAGAUUACAUAAAUGUUGCAAACAGCCAAAGAUAUGAAAUGAUUUCGAAAGAUUGAUAGCUUUGAACUACACAGCAGCAGCAAACUUUGAACACGUUUUUCUCGAAAUCAGAGUUUUGUCAGUUUUUUUUCCAUGUGUGGACUCAUUACUGCGACCAGUCUAGUUGAUCUAUUGUAAUAUCGCCCGGGUGUUUGCUGUAUGACCUGCACUGCAUUUCUUUUAGCUAUAAUCGCUAUUGAAUGAGCGAUAUGCUCAUUAAGUUUUAUGCGAGCUUGUGUGUAUUGGGGUUUACCCUUCCUUCAAAGCUUGAUCUACUUUACCCACAUAUUCCUCGCUGCCAGUACUAUCCCAUAUUAUAGCCGUCCCUGGCGAGGACUCAUUCGUACCUCUGACCAGUACACUUAACUAUAGGAGGGACAUUUGCACUGUCAAGAGGCUUCAGAGGGUAAAAUAUAGAAUUCAGCAUGAAGGAAGGGGGUAAAUGGAGGGGCCUGGGAAUAAACCCAUGCUAAAGUCACGACAUCGAAUGGCUUGAUUCUACUAAGAUUCGAACCCACGACCACUCGCUUGUCAAAGCAGACUCGAUAACCUUGCGGCUACGGAGCCCCCGGAGUUGGUUCGUUCUGACUUAACACCGAUCAAUUGUACCAUCCAAAGUACGAAAUCGCUUACAAAAGUGCGAUCCUGCAUUAAAUCGUUUCGGUAUCCUUGGUGCGUUUUUUCGUUACAUUCCAAGCAAUAAGUGCGCCGAAGAGACCGAAACGAUUUAACUUAAAAUAGCAAUUUUUUGAGCGAUUACGCACUUGCUGAUGGGACAAUCUUCCUUGCAAACAGCAAUAAUUAUUGAGUAUAACAGAAAGUCGAUUUAGGGUAGUCGUUAUAAUUCAGAAUAUUAGUCCUAUAAAACACUAAGUAAUAGAGACAGAUUAGUAAGAUAAAAAUAAAUAGAA
This is a messenger RNA of Sabethes cyaneus, 2884 nucleotides long. RefSeq lists its product as uncharacterized. NCBI's taxonomy places the organism in Eukaryota, Metazoa, Arthropoda, Insecta, Diptera, Culicidae. The coding region runs from base 115 to 1530 and encodes 471 amino acids. The transcript has 2 exons. The record is from RefSeq and is a predicted model, not a curated record.